UUUUCUUUUCUUUUCUUUUCUUUUCUUUAUAAAUUGAUAGGAAUGGUUCUGUAUUAUUCUGCUAAGAUAAAUGAAGCCUGGAGACCCCCAUCCACUUGGGAUACAGGAGGCAGGGAGAGUUGGUUAAAUCCUGUGAUAAACGUCCAGAAUCCUCUCUGCCCCCCCCCACCCCCCAUGGUUUGAGAAUGCAAGCUUGUUCAUCUUAGAUAUUAUAUUUACAGCUCCAUCCCUCUCCUUGGCCAUUUCUUUAUGCUUAGGGUAAAAUCAAGCCACAGGUUUAUUGGUACUGACGACAUUAUAGCAAGGGGCUUUAAUUUGGGGGUAGAGGAGGGGGUGUGCUCCUGUGGCCCCCUCAUCCCUCAGCAGUCCUCCAAAUCUGAAAAUAGGAAGAGCCAGGCUAAUAAUAGAGAGCAAAGAAAUGGUAGUUUCCUUGAGCUCUGAUGAGACUGGUUGGGAAAGAUAUCUUAGCCUGCUGGCUCUCUGUACUGUACUGGAUGGGGCUUUUUGUCAUGGUUUUAGUUAAACCCCUGUAUCACUCAGGGAUACUAACUUGGCCCCUGGGGAUUUUCCCUUCUUCCUAGUAGUUGUAGACAAAUACCCUAAUCCCCCUCCCAGCACAGGGCCCUGAUGGGCUUAUUGUGUUGCAUUAUGCUAGUCACUUGCCCUGUGUCUGAGACUCCCGUCCCACAGGCCUGGCCUCUGUCUGCCUUCACCGGUGAGGAGCUGAGAGGUGGCUUACUUGUUGAUGAGUCUUCAGGUCUAGGGGUCUGCAAAGCCCUUGAAAGCGUUUGCGGACUUUUGUGUGUAGGCCGGUGUGUGUUUUUUCGGGGGGGGUGGGUGGAGAAUCCCUAACUUUCAUUAGGGUUUCAAAGACGUCCCUGACCCCUGGCUUUCAGCGGCCCUGUCUUUAUGGGCAGGGCCUUCCCUAACAUAGAACCUACCCCCAGGUCUUUGGGAAGUCUCCAUGCCUCUGGAUGUUAGAGGUGGAGAGGAUUCAGAACACUUACCGACCAGCUGCCCGGAGGCCCAGGUUCUGCGGCCAGCCCGCUGUGUGACCUUGGCCGAGUCCAGCAGCUGGACAUGGAGACUCAACGCUCCUCACCUCUGUCCUUCCCCAGUGUUCUGCAAGAAGAGACCCCACGUCAGGCCCCUGCUGGACCCCCCCGAGAAACUCUGUUCCAAUCGCGUGUUCUUCCCCCCAAAGAAAUUCCUUCUUCGUCUCCCCCCAUUCCCCGACAAGCCUCCCUGCCCCAAACUCCCAAGCUAGAGACCUCUGGCCGAAUGCCACACGUUCUCCAGAAGGGACCCUCACUCCUGUAUCCUGCCGCUUCUGAGCAAGAGACUCGUCUCCAGGGUCGCCCGGCUUCUCAAGAAGAGACCCAGUAUCCACCCCCAGCUGCUGCUGAACAAGAAAUAUCACUUCUGUCCCACUCCACCCCCCACCAAGAAGCCCUCCUCCACUCGCCUGAAGUUCCUGAGAAAGACCCCCUGACCCUGUCCCCCACAGUUCCCGAGACCGACAUGGACCCCCUGCUUCAGAGCCCAGUUUCCCAAAAAGACACCCCCUUCCAGAUCUCUUCGGCAGCCCAGAAGGACACACCGCUCCCGACAGCGGAGAUCACCCGCUUGGCCGUGUGGGCUGCCGUCCAGGCCGUGGAGAGGAAACUGGAGGCCCAGGCCAUGCGGCUCCUGACCCUGGAGGGGCGGACGGGGACGGCCGAGAAGAAGCUGGCGGACUGCGAGAAGACGGCCGUGGAGUUUGCAAACCAUCUGGAGAGCAAGUGGGUCGUGCUGGGGACCCUGCUGCAGGAGUACGGGCUGCUGCAGAGGCGGCUGGAGAACAUGGAGAACCUGCUGAAAAACCGAAAUUUCUGGAUCCUGCGGCUGCCACCAGGCAGCAACGGAGAAGUUCCCAAGGUCCCUGUCACCUUCGAUGAUGUCGCCGUCCAUUUCUCAGAGCAGGAGUGGGGGAACCUGUCGGAGUGGCAGAAGGAGCUCUACAAGAACGUGAUGAGGGGCAACUACGAGUCUCUGGUUUCUAUGGACUAUGCAAUUUCCAAACCAGACCUCAUGUCGCAGAUGGAGCGUGGGGAGAGGCCGACCAUGCAGGAACAAGAGGACUCCGAGGAAGGCGAGACGCCCGCGGAUCCCAGUGCUGCACACGACGGGAUCGUGAUUAAGAUCGAGGUGCAGACCAACGAUGAGGGCUCAGAAAGUUUGGAGACGCCGGAGCCCCUGAUGGGACAGGUGGAGGAGCAUGGCUUUCAGGACUCUGAGCUGGGCGACCCGUGUGCGGAGCAGCCAGACUUGGACAUGCAAGAACAGGACAAUACCCUGGAAGAGUCCACCGAAGGCUCCAGCGAGUUCAGCGAACUCAAACAGAUGCUGGUGCAGCAGAGAAACUGCGCAGAGGGGAUCGUGAUCAAAACCGAGGAGCAGGAGGAGGAGGAGGAAGAGGAGGAGGAGGACGAGCUGCCUCAGCACCUGCAGGCCCUCGGGCAGCUGUCGGGGCGCUACGAGGCCGGCAUGUACCAGACCCCGCUGCCCGGGGAGCUGUCCCCCGAGGGCGAGGAGAGCCCCCCGCCGCUGCAGCUGGGCAAGCCGGCCGUGAAGAGGCUGGCGCCGCCGACGCACGGGGAGCGGCACCCGGGCGACAACCGCGGCUCCUCGAGCCAGCAGCAGCGGAACCGGCGCGGCGAGCGGCCCUUCACCUGCAUGGAGUGCGGCAAGAGCUUCCGGCUGAAGAUCAACCUCAUCAUCCACCAGCGCAACCACAUCAAGGAGGGGCCGUACGAGUGCGCCGAGUGCGAGAUCAGCUUCCGCCACAAGCAGCAGCUCACGCUUCACCAGCGCAUCCACCGCGUCCGCGGCGGCUACGCGUCCCCCGAGCGCGGGCCCGGCUUCGCCCCCAAGCACACGCUCAAGCCGCGCCCCAAGUCGCCCAGCUCGGGCAGCGGCGGCGGCGGCCCCAAGCCCUACAAGUGCCCCGAGUGCGACAGCAGCUUCAGCCACAAGUCGAGCCUGACCAAGCACCAGAUCACGCACACGGGCGAGCGGCCCUACACGUGCCCCGAGUGCAAGAAGAGCUUCCGCCUGCACAUCAGCCUGGUGAUCCACCAGCGCGUGCACGCGGGCAAGCACGAGGUCUCCUUCAUCUGCAGCCUGUGCGGCAAGAGCUUCAGCCGCCCGUCGCACCUGCUGCGCCACCAGCGGACUCACACGGGCGAGCGGCCCUUCAAGUGCCCCGAGUGCGAGAAGAGCUUCAGCGAGAAGUCCAAGCUCACCAACCACUGCCGCGUGCACUCGCGCGAGCGCCCGCACGCCUGCCCCGAGUGCGGCAAGAGCUUCAUCCGCAAGCACCACCUGCUCGAGCACCGGCGCAUCCACACGGGCGAGCGGCCCUACCACUGCGCCGAGUGCGGCAAGCGCUUCACGCAGAAGCACCACCUGCUGGAGCACCAGCGCGCGCACACGGGCGAGCGGCCCUACCCCUGCACGCACUGCGCCAAGUGCUUCCGCUACAAGCAGUCGCUCAAGUACCACCUGCGGACCCACACGGGCGAGUGAGCGCGCCCGCCGCCGCGCCGCCCGGCCAGGUGCGCCGCCAGCUGCGCGGCCCCGGCCCGCCCCGGACACCU
Messenger RNA from Acinonyx jubatus (cheetah), 3638 nucleotides. RefSeq names its product zinc finger protein 777 (gene ZNF777). Gene Ontology annotation, molecular function: DNA-binding transcription repressor activity, RNA polymerase II-specific; RNA polymerase II cis-regulatory region sequence-specific DNA binding. The record is from RefSeq and is a predicted model, not a curated record. Lineage: Eukaryota; Metazoa; Chordata; Mammalia; Carnivora; Felidae. The coding region runs from base 1081 to 3567 and encodes 828 amino acids. The transcript has 6 exons. Gene Ontology annotation, biological process: negative regulation of transcription by RNA polymerase II.